Molecule: messenger RNA, 7690 nt
Organism: Lytechinus pictus (painted urchin)
Lineage: Eukaryota; Metazoa; Echinodermata; Echinoidea; Temnopleuroida; Toxopneustidae
Product: collagen alpha-2(IV) chain-like
Exons: 36
Coding region: 195-4838 (1547 amino acids)
Biological process (GO): extracellular matrix organization
Cellular component (GO): collagen trimer
Molecular function (GO): extracellular matrix structural constituent conferring tensile strength
Source: RefSeq, a predicted model, not a curated record
AACCAGGACCACAGGGUCCAGGACUGAUUGGACCUCCGGGAGAUAGGGGUUCCCCUGGAUUCAAAGGUAGGCCUGGCAUCCCGGGUCUGUUCACACCGUCACCCAGAGGGGAUCCUGGUGAAGACGGUCUACCCGGCCGAGAUAGUAGACCUGGUCCUGAUGGUCGUCGAGGAAACCAGGGACCUAAAGGAGAGAUGGGAUCCAAGGGACGACAGGGUAUGAUUGGAGAACUAGGACAAAAGGGGGAACCUGCCAUUUACACAGAUGAGGCGAAGGGAGAAAAGGGUGAUCAAGGAGAGCUGGGUCCUCCCGGUCCAAGAUACGUUGUUAUGAUUCCUCCAGGCGAUUCGGUUGAAGGACAAAAAGGAGAGAAAGGAUACAAGGGAGAGCCUGGACGCCAAGGCAAUUAUGGAAUGAGGGGUGAAACGGGGAUGGUGGGUGAUAUUGGACUGCCCGGUGGCUUUGGAGAACAAGGAAUACGUGGCAUCGGCGGAGACAGGGGAAAUCCUGGUUUCUCCGGUAACCCUGGUACUGAAGGUGAUAGGGGAAUGAAAGGAGCAGACGGACCUCGAGGAAAUCAAGGAUACGAUGGCUAUAAGGGCCCCACAGGAGACUAUGGAGAGGAUGGUGAUCCAGGUCCCAUGCCUGAAGUGCCUGACGUUCCGAUAGCUGUUGGUCCUCCGGGGGAUCCAGGACCACCUGGUAACCCAGGACCUCGGGGCUUUCAAGGACUGGAUGGGAACUUUGGAGAUGAAGGGCAGCCUGGUUACCCUGGACCUAUGGGAGUUCCAGGGCCACGAGGCCAAGAAGGAGUUCCAGGAGCUGGACGAGAUGGGGAAAAGGGAGAACAAGGAGUACCAGGUAUCCCAGGUUUCCAGGGCGACGCCGGUGACCAGGGACCAGAUGGGAACCGAGGAGAGCCUGGCGAGAAGGGCCAAAUGGGAGAGUCUAUCCCUGGACUACCUGGUAUGGAUGGUGCUAGAGGACGGAAUGGUCUGAGGGGUGUCAAAGGAGCCCGGGGACCAUUCGGAAGGGCAGGACCCGCUGGACCAGCGAGGGCUGGUAAUCAGAGUUUUCAAGGAAUUCCAGGAGAUCCGGGCAAUCCAGGAUUGAAGGGGUACAAAGGUCUUAUAGGACCCCCAGGAAGGGAUGGCCGUCCAGGAGGGCAGGGUCAGCUUGGAGGUAUUUGCCCCUUCUGCCCCCCAGGGGUCAAAGGUUAUCCCGGAGACCAGGGCUAUCCUGGAGAUCCUGGUCCUCCAGGGCGGGAUGGGGCUCCCGGUGUGGAAGGACUCAAAGGAUACCCUGGUGAAGUUGGCUUCCCAGGCCUGGAUGGAAUCAACGGAAACCCUGGUCCAUUUGGUCUGACUGGAUUUGAUGGAGGUCCAGGACCUAAGGGUGAAACAGGCAGAAGAGGAGUUAGCACCAGAGGUCGUCAAGGAGAUAAGGGAGUUCGAGGACCGAAAGGUGCAACCGGAAUACCUGGCGUUAUGGGAGAUCAGAUCCGAACAGUGCCUGUGGGCGUUAAUCUGACUGGGCAACCAGGCGAUCAAGGUCCACAAGGUCCACAAGGCAGAGACGGUCUUCCAGGGCCGCAAGGGUACCAAGGAGAUCCUGGCUUUCCAACGACUGGUCCAAAAGGUGACAGGGGUAGGCCAGGAGACCCUGGACCACCUGGUGAAGAUGGACCAAAGGGAUACCCAGGACCUGAUGCAAUCCCCCCACUUGAGCCCGAUGGAUUUCAACCAGGACGGUAUGGAGACCCUGGACCUCGUGGACCAGAUGGCCCUCCAGGCCGGCAAGGUUUUGACGGAGAGCCAGGACCACCUGGACCCCCAGGAUUUGAGGGCUUCCCGGGUAACAAUGGAGAUCCUGGCCCAGUGGGACGUUCAACAUUUGGCCCUAAAGGAUUCCCUGGAAUACGGGGAGAGAAAGGAUUAGACGGACCCUUCGGACAGAUCGGAGACAUUGGCCCGCCAGGAGUACCCGGAGCCUACGGGCAGUAUGGUCCCAAGGGAGCUCCUGGAGAUGCAGGUCCUGAUGGGUUCCCUGGAACGUCGGGUCCCCAGGGUCUCCCGGGCCCCCCUGGGGUGGCGGGAAUAAAUGGAGAGAAAGGUCUACCAGGAUCACCAGGUAUGUCUGGUUUCCCUGGUUUUGAUGGGCAGCCUGGUGAACGAGGAGAUUACGGACCAGAUGGAAUCCCGGGAACUCGUGGUGAGAGGGGAGAAAACACCCAAGGUCCGAUUGGGUUCCCUGGUGGACCAGGUCCAGAUGGCAGGUCGGGUCGCAAAGGUCAGCCUGGGCCAGCAGGUGUAAAGGGAGAACUAGGUUUCACAGGAGGUUUUGGCCUUCGUGGAGAUAUAGGAGAGCCAGGAGCACCAGGGCUCCCGGGAAGGAAGGGAUUCAAUGCAUAUGAUGGCAGGCCUGGAAGACCAGGUCCUCCAGGACUCCAAGGUCCUCGUGGUGAGAUUGGAGAUGCAGGACCAAGCGGAGUGAAUGGGCCUCCCGGACCAUCAGGAAUCAUUGGAGUGAGAGGCCUACCUGGAGACGCUGGAGAUCUAGGACCAAGUGGAUUCCCAGGAUUUCAAGGAAGACCAGGACAGAAUGGAAUGUUUGGAGAUCGAGGACCGAGGGGAUUUCCCGGAGAACCCGGUGAUCCGGGUUUCCCAGGAUUCCAAGGAAUGCAAGGUGUCCCCGGAUUUGACGGAAACCCUGGACCAGAGGGGAACAUCGGAAACCCUGGUCCAAGUGGUCGAGUGGGAGAACCUGGUAAUCCUGGACUUGAGGGUUUUUCAGGAGGACCAGGUCUGCAAGGAGAAAUUGGAGAGAGGGGCCAGAUGGGUGGUAAUGGAUACCUAGGACCUCCUGGAUCUGACGGAGAUCCAGGACCUAGAGGAGACCUUGGAACACCAGGCUUACCUGGAAACCCUGGUCUUGUUGGACUUCCUGGCAGAGGAGGAGAAACUGGUGCAGAUGGCCCAGUAGGUCAACCCGGACCUCUCGGAAUCAAGGGCUACUCUGGAAACCCAGGACGUAAUGGUUUCUCAGGUCUUAUUGGACAGAAGGGAGAGAAGGGAGAUGAUGCAAUAGUUAUACCUCCAGAAGUGCUUAUCGGAGAAAAGGGAUUCAUAGGAGAGCCUGGAGCAAGUGGACUGAUAGGGCAAAUUGGAGAGCCUGGCCCGUCAGGAGAAAAAGGAUUUCCCGGUCGGAGAGGAUUGUCUGGUGCAGAUGGCACUCCGGGCCCAGAAGGAGAACCGGGAUUACCAGGGCUAGUUGGAUUCCGAGGAGUGCCAGGAGCAGAUGGACCAAAAGGAGGACCAGGCCUCAAGGGCGAACAAGGCGAAGCAGGGUUGAAAGGUUUCCCAGGUUACAAUGGUAUCACAGGUCAGAAGGGUAACGGAGGACGGAACGGCUUCCCGGGAUUCCCUGGUUCCCCAGGAAACGCAGGAGAGAAAGGAACUCCUGGUUCUCGUGGCUUGAAGGGAUAUCCUGGUCUGAAAGGAAACCAAGGAUUGCCCGCUCCAGAGGGAGGUACUGGAACACCAGGAACCUCAGGAAUACCAGGAGGGCCAGGAGAUAUAGGAAUACCUGGUAGGCCUGGGGGUCCAGGUCCUGUAGGUUUUGCAGGAUUGAAGGGAGAACCUGGUGAGACCGGUCCAAUGGGUCCCCGACCAAGAGAUCCUGUACCCGGUCCUCAAGGAAUGCAAGGAGUUCCAGGAAUACCGGGUUUAAGAGGUUACAAAGGAUUUGCUGGACCGUUUGGAGAUGCUGGUUCUAUUGGGUCUCAAGGAGAAAAGGGAAGACCAGGAAACUUUGGACUCAAAGGAGCCCCAGGACCUCCAGGUCAGCCAGGAUUCAACGGAGGUAAGGGAGACAGAGGAGAUCCUGGUAUAGCUGUCAAGGGCGUGAAAGGUGACCCAGGUGAUCCAGGCUUCGAAGGCUUCCCCGGAAGGAUGGGUCUACCCGGCAUCGAUGGGCCAGAAGGACCUCUUGGACCUAAAGGAAGGCCUGGUCCGUUUGGAGAUUUUGGCCCGUCUGGUCUACCAGGGCGCAACGGACAGCCUGGAGCACCCGGUUUCCCAGGAAACCCAGGAGAGAACGGUUAUGGAGGACGUCCUGGAACACCUGGUCCCAAGGGAAUGGAAGGAAACAUUGGUAUCGUGCCCCACCGAGGCCACUUCAUCACCCGUCACAGUCAAUCCAGGAAUGUACCCAACUGUCCCGCAGGCACCGUGGAGCUCUGGAGAGGUUUCAGUAUCCUGUUCUCCAUGGGUAAUGGACACUCUCACCAUCAAGAUCUAGGUGAUGCUGGUUCUUGCUUGCAACGCUUCAGCACCAUGCCCUUCCUCUUCUGCAACUUCAACAACGUCUGCAACUACGCCAACCGCAACGACCGCUCCUUCUGGCUCACGACCAACGAGCCCCUUCCCAUGAUGCCUGUAAUGAACCAGGCCAUCGACCCUUACAUCAGUCGGUGCACAGUGUGCGAGGCUCCUACUCAAUCCAUCGCGGUUCACAGUCAGUCGCAGGAGAUACCGCAAUGUCCUGGAGGCUGGAGGAGUCUCUGGACUGGGUACAGUUUCUCUAUGUACACAGCAGCUUCUGAAGGAGGUGGCCAAGGCCUUGAAUCGGUCGGCUCCUGCCUGGAAAACUUCCGCGCCACGCCUUUCAUCGAGUGCAAUGGCAGAGGUAACUGUCACUUCUUCUCAAACAAAUACAGCUUCUGGUUAACAGUGAUCGACGAGGAAGACCAGUUUGCCAUUCCCACGAAACGUACCAUCAAAUCGGGCCAGCUCCAGUCUGUCGUCGGCCGCUGCAGAGUGUGCCUCAAGAUCAACUAAAUUGGCCUCUUACUUCGAUACUCCAGUCAAAUAAUAAAGAACAACUCCUGGCAUACAGACUCACAAACAUUUAUUGAAGAUUAUACCAAGGACUAACAUCAGGGAAUUAGAACAUGUGAUGGUUUGGUGUUUUUUUUAAUUCAAAAGCGUAUUAUUUAAGUUUCGACUGAGGGCUAAUAUCUGGGGAAGACACUUUGUUGCAAACAAGUAAAAAAAAAAGGUUAAGGUCUGUCAAUCUAGAGACAAAUCAUCAAAAUUUGACCAAUUUGAUCAUCAGGGAAAGACUAUUCAAUUAAAACAAGUAUACAUCAAUGACUUUGAACUUUGUGUACUCAAAUGAAGGCGGUUAGGACCAGAGCUGUGGAUGUGUUUUGUCAGAAAUUCAGUUAGGUCUGAAAUUCUUGAGGUACGACGACAAGGUAAAGACAGAAGAUUUUGGUUUUGAAGGGAGCAUCAUGCAGUCACAAAAGGUGGGGACCGUUCCUCAGAUACCUCGUUGGGGUGUAGAGAUAUGAUGGAAGCUUUGUCAGUGAUGCUAGAACAUUCUCAUCAGACAAAGCUGUGGAAGUUUGAACCAUGAUUGACACACAAAAGAUGGACCUUCCAAAGCUUUUGUCUGGUUAGAACUGUCUGGCACCACUGAGUUUGAUGAUGUGUAAAAUAAGAAAGGUUGAUAAAUGACAACGUCUGCAUGGUUUAGUUACGCACUGUGUGACAUCAUGAAGCACCAUAGAAUCUCCAAAAAAGACAGCUGGAACCUCUGAUCUUGUGAAAGCUCACCCGUCCAAAAAGAAAGGCCACAUUGAAUCCGCAAUGUGGAAGGUGUGUCACACAGCCUAAGAUUGAUUGAAGAUUAUCAUAACUGUGGCAUUCUAUACUUAUCCUUUCUCGUUUUUCAUACCAAUCAUUCAAGGGAUGAAAGAGUUUUCAUAAAUCUGUAAAACGUAGGUUUUUCUCUACAAUUGCGAACAGUUCUGAAUGACAGUUUGGCCUGUGAAUGUAUAACCAUGAGAAGCCUGUCAGUAAAUGGAGAGAUUGAUAAGAGAAACAAUACAACCAGAGACAUGUAUGACCUGCCAUAAUUAUGAUCAUUUAAAGUCUUUAUGAACCUCACUUCAUACCAUCAGGGACAUGUUAAUGAUGUAAAUUGUGCCUUAUUUAUAACCUAAGAUGGUACUUUUUGUUUAAGCUUUUAAAGUGAACAUAACCAAUGCUUGUAAAGGUCAGAAUUGUAUGCUACGUGUGCUAUACAUUUAUUAUGUGACAGUAACAAUGGGAAACACUGAUGGAAUCUUUAGUUAAUGCUGUAUCGUUCUAUGAAUAUUUACAAUUUAGAUUAUUGUAACAUAAAGAUUUUACUAGUAUUAAGAAUCGAUUUGGAGAAGAUACUGCCAUGUUUUGAAAAUGGAAAUUUUAGGGUUUUAUUCAGGUUUUAAUCAAUAACAUGAACUUGUUAUACAAUUUAUCAAACAAUUGAUUGUCAACAUUGCAUAUCAUAAGUAUGGAAUAAUUUCAAUAUCAUACUUUUGAGAUAAUGCAACAAAAUUUACAUAUUGGUAUGUAAAUAAUUCUAGUCUCUCACAUUUCACUCUUCAACAGAAUUUCAGCUUGUAGAUAAGAUUCACUAUAUUAAAGCAUUUUUUAAAGCAUCAUUUGUAAUUUCUCAUGAACUCUCUUGGGUUUGUAAACUUAUAGUGUGUGCUUUUUAGCUUGCCAACAACUGUGAUAGAUUUAGGAGAAUUUGUUCUUGACAUAUAUCUUUGUUGUUUUUUAUUUUUGAAAAACCCUUCUGUUAUGCAAAUACUGACACUAAUGAAAGAUAAACAUUUGUGUGCUAGAUAGAAUGAAGGGAGUGCCGAUAGUGUAUUUAUUGAUAGACCCUUAUGUACAAACCGUAGGUACAGAUUUAACUUGUAAUAGGGAGAUCAUUCUUAUGGCAUCCUUUAUUAUGUCAUUAUAAGGUGGACUGGAAGAGCAAAGGAAUAAGGAAAUGUCCAAAUGAUUUUGCCAUAUUAACUAUUAUAAACUGGACGAUUGAAUUGUAACAACUAUGGAAUCAUGGGUAUAAAUUCAUUUAUCUUUAGAAAUCACGUUUUGUGCCAACAGCUUGUCAAAUUACAUGUAUUAAUAUGUUGAACUAUGCAAAGUUUUCACACAGGUGCUGCAAAUGAAGUGUGUAUUUUUUUUGUAGACGGCGACAAAUCUGGUGCUAACAAUAUUCAUGUGAUAUAUUCUGUAUAAACGUUAUCCUCACAGACUUUCAUUACAUUUUGUGAUUUUAAAGGCAAAGUUUGGAUGAAUUUUAACUCAAACCAAUGUAGAAUGCAUUUCAUAACAGUGUCUUGUCUUAUAGUGUGUUUUCUAGUUUGAGUAAAGAUGAGCUUUUAAUUCGUAUAUGGAUAGAGUGAGGGAACUUGUAUGAUAAUUCUUUGUAGCUUCAGUCAUAUCCAACUACAUGUAUUAUAUGAAUAUAUUUAUGAAUCAUUUACAAAAUUGUUGCUAUAGUUAGAAAAAAAUAACUUCCACAUACCCCAUUUUGAUAUGAUUAAAAGUCACUGUUCGAUGUGUGAUACUUGCUAUCUAAUUUUUUUUUCAGUACUUUCAUAUCUUUACCAACGCUCCCAAAACAUACAUUUAUACAAUGUUUAUUUAAUACAUGUAUGUAAACACAUAUUCUUGUGUGGUAGGCUAUAUAAAAGUGCCAGGAAUUCUAAUUGCUUUUGUUAUCUUUCAUUUGGUCAGGCAAUGAUUCAUGGGUAACGAUAUAAGUUAUUGCUGUUUUUUUUAAUUCCCAGUUUAAUAUAAUGUCAUUUAUUGCAUCGGAUACAAUUAAAAGUAAAUGACAAACCGAA